Molecule: messenger RNA, 714 nt
Organism: Abrus precatorius (Indian licorice)
Lineage: Eukaryota; Viridiplantae; Streptophyta; Magnoliopsida; Fabales; Fabaceae
Product: myb family transcription factor PHL7-like
Exons: 6
Coding region: 1-714 (237 amino acids)
Molecular function (GO): DNA-binding transcription factor activity; DNA binding
Source: RefSeq, a predicted model, not a curated record
AUGGGUUCGAAUCGCUCAGAUGGUUCAGCCACUGGCAAAGAACGCUUACGAUGGACACAACAACUCCAUGAACGAUUCGUGGAGGCUGUAGAUAGACUUGGGGGCCCUGAUAGGGCAACACCAAAGGGUAUAUUGAAGGGAAUGAAGGCUAUGGGAGUUUCAGAAUUAAACAUUUACCACGUCAAAAGCCACUUGCAGAAAUACAGGAUCUCCCAACUGAUUCCAGAGUCCUCCACAAGAGGAAAGCUUGAAAAGAGAAGCAUAUCAGAUAUACUGCCAAAUUUUAGUUCUAUAUCUGCUCUUCAGCUAAAGGAAGUUCUUCAAACGCAGAUGGAGGCGCAAAAACGCUUAAGUGAUCAAAUAGAGGUUCAAAGAAGCUUGAAGCAAAAAAUUGAAGCACAAGGAAAGUAUUUGGAUAGAAUUGGACAAAGUAAUCAUGGCAAAAUAAUCAUUGGAAAAGCAUGCAAGCCUUUGGUUGCUACAAUUGCACCUCUGCCUCCUCUCUCUGAGGAAUCUGAAUCUUUGAAAACACAGCCUGAGGAAGAACAUAGAUCAGCCAAAAAACAAAGAAUCGAAGAGGAGAGUGCUUUUCCAACAAGUUUUGAAGUUGAAUCAUCCAUCACACAAGAAUUCUACAACCAAACCUGGAAUCUUUCUUGGAGUCAGCUUGCAGCAGCAUGCCAAUCACCUUUGGUGCCCAAUUUCUUAUUAUAA